AUGCUCGCUUGUCGGCAGUUAGCCCAAGUGCUUGUCAAUGCCUAUGCAAACACGAGUUGGUUAUUCCUGCCAUUUGGUCAGAGUUCCCAACAAUUGUUAGAGAAGGCCUCAGUGCUCGUGGAUUCCGGAGGCCAUAUCAUCUUAUGGUACCUUCUGGAUGCCAUUAGUCUGUGGAUUCAAGUAAGGCUACAUAUUAUCGCCUGUGGGCCAACCAUUUACACCAACCCCACAGGCCAAGAUGGAAGCAGCCAUGGUCAGGAUGGGCUACCUCCUGAAAACAAGCAUCACCAGUGGACAAGAGACCAACUGGAGAACAUUCUCUGGUCAUUUUCAUCUGAGCGAUUGCCACCUGCUAACCCCAGGAUGCAUCAACAUAGCCCCUUGCUGGUUCCAGCAAGGCUGAGAGUGUCAGCCUUAUGGUUUCCCCCCCACCGGUGGUUUCACCCUGGAGGUUUCAGCAAUGCUGAAGGGGGAAGGUGGUCCAAAGGUCAUAAUAUUGAUGCAGCGCUCAGCACUCCCAGCCUCGGCGGCUCUGCAGGUGAUGCACCCAGAGUUGUAUUGGGCUUCGGUCACCACAUAGAUGAAACUUGCUCGAUGGGCUAUGGAAAAUGA
Molecule: messenger RNA, 612 nt
Organism: Suillus paluster
Lineage: Eukaryota; Fungi; Basidiomycota; Agaricomycetes; Boletales; Suillaceae
Exons: 3
Coding region: 1-612 (203 amino acids)
Source: RefSeq, a predicted model, not a curated record